UCAGGAAGAGAACGCGAACGCUAGACUCGUAUAUAAGCAGCGAGAGGAUUAACAUUUGUAUUAUUUGUGUGUGAUAGUUAUUGAGGCAACUCGUGUGGACAUGGCUAAGUUUUUGAUUGUUACGUUAGCCUUAGUGGCUAUUGCGACGGCGUAUCCAGGAUACGGAGCGGGCGGUAGCUCUGGAGGAUAUGGCGGUAGCCAUGGGGGCGGAUUCGGUGACCAUGGCAGUGGAGGCUUCGGGGGUGGCCAUGGAGGCGGCCACGGCGGCGGCCAAGGCGGCGGUCACGGAGCUAUUAUCGGAGGGGGCCACGGCGCCGGUGUCGGUGGAGGCCACAACAGCGGUAUAGGUGGAGGCCACGGCAGUGCUAUUGGAGGCGGUCACAGCGGCGGAUUUGGCAGUGGUCACGAUAGCGGAUUCGGCGGUGGUCACAAUGGUGGAUACGGCGGUGGUCAUGAUGGUGGAUUCAGCGGUGGUCACGAUGGCGGAUUCAGCGGUGGCCACGAAGGCGGAUUCGGCGGUGGUCACGAAGGCGGAUUCGGCGGUGGUCAUGAUGGUGGAUUCAGCGGUGGUCACGAUGGCGGAUUUGGCGGUGGUCACGAUGGUGGAUUCGGCGGUGGUCAUGGUGGUAGUUUCGGGCAUGGUGGUAACCACGGUGGUUUUGGAGACGACCAUGGCUUCGGUGGAGGACAUGGUGGACACGGCGGCUUGGGUCACGGUCAUGGCAAAUACUAAGAAACUUUGUAAAUUAUUUAAAAUAAAAUAUUUGUGAUAUGUAAAUAUAUUUAAAAAAUAAUACAUGAGCG
Messenger RNA from Nymphalis io (European peacock), 804 nucleotides. Its product is annotated as holotricin-3-like. The transcript is spliced from 3 exons. The record is from RefSeq and is a predicted model, not a curated record. Lineage: Eukaryota; Metazoa; Arthropoda; Insecta; Lepidoptera; Nymphalidae. The coding region runs from base 101 to 733 and encodes 210 amino acids.